Sabethes cyaneus is the source of this 2598-nucleotide messenger RNA. Its product is annotated as zinc finger protein rotund. The transcript has 6 exons. Gene Ontology annotation, biological process: regulation of transcription by RNA polymerase II. Bases 1 to 2598 code for a protein of 865 amino acids. Gene Ontology annotation, cellular component: transcription regulator complex; PcG protein complex. Lineage: Eukaryota; Metazoa; Arthropoda; Insecta; Diptera; Culicidae. The record is from RefSeq and is a predicted model, not a curated record. Gene Ontology annotation, molecular function: DNA-binding transcription factor activity, RNA polymerase II-specific; RNA polymerase II cis-regulatory region sequence-specific DNA binding.
AUGACGUCCCAUAUCCGAAUCAAGGAGGAUCUUUACACGAAACCUUCGUUGGGGCCAAACCGAAUCGAUGCCGACCCUCACAGCGAACCGACUGUCAUCCCCCAGAAACCUUCCUUCCUCUUCCCAGCGCAGUUCUAUAAAAAUCUAUUCGCAGCCUCCGCUUCAUUGCUACAAAAACCACCGAACAAUAAUUCCCCUGUCCACACCAUCCCGUACUCGUCCCCAUCCGUUGACGAUGAAAAAGCCGAAGAUCUAUCCACUCCGGGACCACCAACUCCGUUCUUCCCAUCGACAUCGACUCAAACGAUGGCACACUUUCCACGCAAUCUCCUGUUUUCCGCAUCUCCUGUUUCUUCCUGUAAUGCACACACUACCGGAGCAGCCGGCGAGGAAGAGAAACUUUCCAGCCAUGGACAAACACCGCAGCAGCAGCAGCAGCAGCAGCCGCACCACCAUCAGGCUCACCAUUCGGGUGGUGGUGUCCACCGUGGUGCGGCGGGUAGCGCGGCAACGCCAGAGCACAACGAUGUCAAGGAAGCGGCAGCUCGGUCGGAGAAAGCACCAUCCUCCUUCCCCUGGCUGACGGAUACGACCAACAAUAACGACUACUCAAAGGCCAACAACAAUAACCACCACCACCCGCACCAUCACCACCACCACCAUCAUCACCAUCCGAGCACCUGCCGCCAUCCGGAGGACUCGAAAGUGUCCCUGAACUGCAACAGUUCCCCACGAGCCGGUCCAGGAGCCGCCGGCACUCACCAUCCAUCAGCCUCGGAGGGAGCAACUCCCGACUCCGGCAGCACGACGGCGACGGCCGCGAUACCCAACUUCAACCAGAUGCCCGUACCGGGUUCGGUCCAGGGCCAGAAUCCCACCCAGGGACUGGUGCACUGGAUGAGCGCGGUAAUGGCAGAACACAUGACGUCAAACUCGCACCACGAUCCGGCCGGUGUCGGGAUGCAUUAUAUGUGGAAUGGACCGAUGGAGCAAUGCGGUCAGCAUACCAAAGACAUGGACGCGUACAGCGGAUGGCCGGCCCCGAGAAACCACAUGUCCAUGAAGCAAGGAUACGAGGCCAAGAUGAAUGCCGUCGACCAUCAUCAUCACAACAACCUGCAAAAAGGACAUAUGAUUGACGACGGCCGGCUGCUGGACCACCAUGGAAUGCAAUCGGCAGCGCAGAUGAGCCAGCUGUACGGAGCGCGGGGUCCAACGAGCAACGGAUCUCCGGGUGGGCCACACGUUCAUCCCAAUGCCGCUGCCCUGUUGGUGGUGCCGCAGCCCAUUAACGCCACCAAGAUCGGCGCAGGGCUGCCGAACGGCACCGGCCGGAAGUACCAGUGCAAGAUGUGUCCGCAGAUUUUUACAUCGAAAGCGGAUCUCCAGCUACAUACGCAAAUUCACAUGCGCGAAGCAAAACCCUAUAAAUGUUCCCAAUGCAAUAAGGCGUUCGCCAAUUCGAGCUAUCUGUCGCAGCACACCCGGAUACAUCUGGGCAUCAAACCGUACCGUUGCGAAAUUUGCCAGCGGAAAUUCACCCAGUUAUCGCACCUACAGCAGCACAUCCGAACACACACAGGUGACAAACCAUACAAAUGUCGACAUCCGGGCUGUUUGAAGGCCUUCUCCCAGCUAUCCAAUCUGCAAUCACACUCCCGCUGCCACCAAACAGACAAACCGUUCAAGUGCAACUCGUGCUACAAGUGUUUCUCCGAUGAACCUUCUCUUCUGGAACACAUCCCGAAGCACAAAGAAUCAAAGCACUUGAAGACACACAUCUGUCAGUAUUGCGGUAAAUCGUACACCCAGGAGACGUACCUAUCCAAGCACAUGCAAAAGCACGCAGAACGAACCGACAAGCGGCCUCCCAUCGGCACACGCAGCAGUAGUAGUUCAUUGAAUCUGAACACGGCUACUACUGCACCACCGGUCAUGACGGGUGGCGAAAAUCCUUAUUGGCCCAAGGUAAGUCCAGAUUCUGCAGCCACCCUAACGGACGUCAUGACGCAGCAGCAACAGCAGCAGCAACAACAACAACAGCAGCAGCAAGCAGCCCAACAACCCCAGCAGCAGACGCAGCAACAACCCCAGAGCCAUCACGAUUUCAACCUGAGCCAGCAAACCAAUGCCAACAAUCAAACUCCGAACGGACACAAUCCGGGCGGCGAAUUGCAUCACCAUCGCGAGGAGAACGUCGAGGAUCUGGUCGUUGGUGGCCGACAGAAUCCGUCCAGCAUGAACGGAAACCUUUCGAUUCCGCCCUCCUCGACACCGAUGUCAACCGGUGGCUACGACACCGGCAGCAUAGCGAAAGCAACUUCGAACUCCGCAUUUACACCGAUCAACGCAAUGCCACCGCACAGUUUGAACAGUCUGCAGCACCACCAUCAGCUGGCUCAGCGGCCGUAUCUGUACGAUGCGAUCAGCUUCCAGAACCAGAAAUCGAUCAACCAAAGUCCGUCGAAUACGUUCCCGAACCAGCUGAUCUCGCUGCAUCAGAUUCGAAACUAUGCCCACCAACCGGGCGGUGGUUUGAUGGCGGGAGAGCACCUACUGGGGGUGACCGUUGGAGCCGGUGGAAAGGAUAAGGGUUAG